This is a messenger RNA of Topomyia yanbarensis, 1215 nucleotides long. RefSeq names its product bladder cancer-associated protein (gene bc10). The coding region runs from base 310 to 549 and encodes 79 amino acids. NCBI's taxonomy places the organism in Eukaryota, Metazoa, Arthropoda, Insecta, Diptera, Culicidae. The record is from RefSeq and is a predicted model, not a curated record. The transcript has 2 exons.
ACCCUACCAGUACCAGAUAUUGGUCAGCUGUCAAGCAUAGCACAUCAGUUUGGGAGUGUUUUGAUUACAAAAAAUUAUGCAGAAUUUGUUCCAACAGAAGUGAAAAAAUAAAUGGUUUUCAUUAUGGAAAAACAAUUAUUCCCGAAGAACAUGUGAGGAUUAAUGUGUAUGCGUUGUGAAUAGAUACAACUAGCAAAUGUAAAAAAAUAAUCCAAGCUCAAUCUAUUGAGCAAUCGAGAGAACAUAAAAAACAUUACGACUUACAAAAAGCUGCGGAAGCUGCUCCGCAGUUAGUGAGACGCUGGUAAUAUGUAUUGCCUGCAAUGUCUGAUUCCGGUAUUGCUGAUCCCGAAGCCGACCAAUCCGGCCCUGAUGCAGACGCACGUAAUGUUCAUUGUGCUGUAUUUGAUCGGAUUCUUUCUGGAGCGAAAACCGUGCACCAUCUGCAGCCUAGUGUUUCUAGCAGCAGUCUUCCUGAUCUGUAACAGUGGUGUCGGGAACUGUCUGUUUUGGAGCAACUGCGAAGGACAUACCUGCGACAACGGUUAGAAAUUGGAGCGAAUAAGUGGAGAAGGAGCCAAUAAACAAUUUUUACACAUUUUAUUCUAAGGUUGUUGAAAUAAAUGGAAUAAUUUUAAGUUUUACAAAAAUAAAAAAAAUCUAACGAUAGCGAAAAAAAAAACAAAACAUCCGUUGAAAGACUCAACCAAAGUGUGUAUUCUAGUUUUCUUGUACGAUGCGAGGGAGAAAUGAAACAACAAAGGCAACUUUGAGUUUGGUCUUAUCUGUUACAACGGAAUGGUUGCCCAUCACAGAGUUCCGAAACAAUUUGGUAGUAAACAGUGUCAUGUUUUCCGGUAAAGCAUUAGUAGAUCAAAUCAUGAGCAGGGAAUCUGAAUCAUCGCUGCGGUUCCUAUCUACAACUCACAAAUCGUUGCAGCGUUUCGGCUACUCGAGCCGGUGGACCCGGUAGUAGGUGACUGCUAGCGAUUAGAGUACGAUGAUGAAGUACGUAUCGAGGAGACUAUUAGAACUAUUUCCCUGUUGAACGUGGUAGAAAACACCCUUUCGAAAGCAUUGUACAUAUGAUCGUGAAAUAUUUAUUUUUGUAUUAACUUUCAACUUUAGGUUAGUGUGUUAACAUUUUAAAACGCAUGUAUCGUGCUAGGUAAUAAAACGAUGAUUUCAAAAAAAUGUGUAAAAUAAAUAAACAAC